GAGCGCGAUAUUUCGAGCGAGGUGGUCUCUCAAGAAAUGCGAGGAAGAGAAUAUACGAGCAGAAGGAGAGAAAUAUUCCCGGCGGCGUUGGAAUAUACGUUUUGUACGGCAGAACAAAACCUCCGUAGUAGCUAUGGCGAAUUUUAGGGCUUGGCAAUUUUGAGCUGGGAGGUUUUGGCCGUUGGUACCAUGGCGGGGAGCGGCGAAGAGCCGCUCAAUCGGGAGCUCUAUCGCGUUCCGGGCCACGCAGGGUGGUUUUCGUGGACCGGCAUCCACUCCAUCGAGCGCGAGGCCCUGGUGGAGUUCUUCGAGGGCAAGACGCUGUCCAAGACGCCAAAGAUUUACAAGGAGUACCGCGACUUCAUCAUCAACAAGUACCGGGAGAAUCCCCGGCGGCCGCUCACCUUCACGGAGAUUCGCAAGAUGCUCGUGGGCGACGUGAAUUGCCUCCGCCGCGUCUUCGAGUUCUUGGAGCUGUGGGGGCUCAUCAAUUACCACCCCGAUCCCGCCGAGGCUGUCAGCUCCAUCGUACUGCCCUCCAACUCCAGCGCUGCCGCCGCUCCUCCUCCGCCCGGCAUCCAGAUCGUGUCAAAGUCAUUCGCCGCCAACCCGGCCUCCAACUUGGGGUCGCGAGAGAACGCUUUCCACAGCAAGCAGCAGGGUGGCGGAGGUGGGAAGUCGCAAAACUCUCCGGACGGGAGCUCCUCCUCCGAGUGGACGGCCGAGGAGACGAUGCUGCUGCUGGAGGCGAUAUCCAAGUAUGGAGAUAAUUGGAACCGGGUCCAGCAGCACGUAGGGAGCAAGAACAGGGGGCAGUGCGUGAGGCAGUUCAUCCAGCUCCCUUUUGGCGACCAGUUUCUGAACGAAGAUCUUGGGGCCGUGUCGUCGUCGUCGCCGGUGGCUUCCAAGUCGCUGGAGAAUGGGACGAGCCACGAGGUGAGGCAUCCGACCAAGAAGCAAAAGUUGUCACACACGGAAGCCAAGGCAGCCAAAGGUGCUCAGCACGCACACCAGGCAGCGCCCAACACCGCUAGCGCGCAUCAACCGGAAGCUCACCAUGUUUUGGAGGAGGUGACGCCUUUGACAGACGCCUCGAAUCCACUCCUCUCGCAAAUUGCUUUCAUGUCAGCAAUGGUGGGUCCUCGAGUGGCUGCUGCGGCCGCUCAGGCCGCCCUGGCAGUUCUCGCCGAGGAGGAGCCCGCGGUGUCACAAUUACCAUUUUUGAAUCAGCAGCAACAGCAACAGCAUCACCCGCAUCAACAAAAGGGGCAACAGCUGUCAAAGGAGCAACAGCAGCCAAAGGAGCAACAGCAGCAGCAGCAGCAGGAUGAGCAAGUGGCCGCAGAUAAAGAGGAAAACAAGCAAAACAACGCUGAAAACGACUCCGACGUAAAGCCUGAGGCGGACGCCACUCCGGAAGUCAAGCAGCAGCAGCCAUCAGCGGAGCCAGUGGAAGACAAGGAUCAACAUGCAAAGAAGGACAAGGAAGAGACGAGGAUUUCGGCGGCAAAGCUGCGUGCGGGGCUUGCUACGGCCAUGGCUGCCGCAGCUGUGAACGCGAAGCAGCUGGCGGACCGUGAAGAGCGUGACAUGGAGCUCCUCAUGGCCAACAUUAUUGAGAGCCAGCUAAAGAAGCUCUACAGCAAGCUCGAUCAUUUCGAAGAACUCGAGCAGCUAAUGGACAUCGAAAGGCUGCAACUCCAACAGAUGCGAGAGCAAGUGUUUGUGGACCGCCUCCAGCUCAUGAGGCAGCAGCACGCGAGCGCCGCCACCGUUGCCGCAUCCGCUGCUACGUCCGCGCAAGACAAGCCAUCGUCAUAACUUUCACUCUAGCAGAGAAAAAAGCUCCAAACUUUUGUGUAACAUAAACAUUUGUAACACAGUGACCCCAAACUUUUUGAUCUCU
This is a messenger RNA of Selaginella moellendorffii, 1906 nucleotides long. RefSeq names its product SWI/SNF complex subunit SWI3A. The record is from RefSeq and is a predicted model, not a curated record. NCBI's taxonomy places the organism in Eukaryota, Viridiplantae, Streptophyta, Lycopodiopsida, Selaginellales, Selaginellaceae. The coding region runs from base 190 to 1821 and encodes 543 amino acids. The transcript is spliced from 6 exons. Gene Ontology annotation, molecular function: protein binding.